Pseudophryne corroboree (corroboree frog) is the source of this 5911-nucleotide messenger RNA. It is a transcript of the gene EHD4, whose product is annotated as EH domain containing 4. Gene Ontology annotation, molecular function: GTP binding; protein binding; calcium ion binding. The record is from RefSeq and is a predicted model, not a curated record. The transcript is spliced from 6 exons. NCBI's taxonomy places the organism in Eukaryota, Metazoa, Chordata, Amphibia, Anura, Myobatrachidae. The coding region runs from base 221 to 1840 and encodes 539 amino acids. Gene Ontology annotation, cellular component: plasma membrane; cytoplasm. Gene Ontology annotation, biological process: endocytosis; endosomal transport.
UAACUGGGGUGAGAGAGCAGCCUGCACACACGUUACCAUGGUCACCCCGGGGUGACAUCACGGUGCCGGGGAUUGGUGGUGGUGGCGGUGACGGAGCGGCAUCAGGUGACGUGUCCCGGCAGUGGUAUGGGCAGGUCCCGCACAGCCUAAUAACAGGGAAGUGGCAGCUCUCCGCCCGCCAGGCAGCACACGCUAACAGACACCUGUAGCAGCCGCGAAUAUGUUCAGUUGGAUGGGGAAGGAGAGCGGCUCCGGCCGUGCACCGCAGGAUGUGCUGCAGACAGUGGCCGGCAGCCUGCAGACCCUGUACUCCGGAAAGCUGCUGCCUCUGGAGGAACACUACCGCUUCCAUGAGUUCCACUCGCCGGCCCUGGAGGACGCGGACUUCAAGAACGUGCCUAUGGUUCUCCUGGUGGGACAGUACAGCACUGGCAAGACUACCUUCAUCAGAUACUUACUAGAACAAGACUUUCCCGGAAUGCGGAUAGGACCAGAGCCCACCACGGAUUCAUUCAUUGCUGUGAUGUACGGUGAAAAAGAAGGAAGCAUCCCGGGAAACGCGUUGGUUGUUGAUCCUAAAAAACCUUUUCGCAAACUGAACAGUUUUGGAAACUCCUUUCUGAACAGGUUCAUGUGCUCUCAGCUGCCGAAUGAGGUUCUUAAAAGCAUCAGUAUCAUCGACUCUCCCGGAAUCCUGUCUGGAGAAAAGCAGCGUAUUAGCAGAGGCUAUGAUUUCUGCCAGGUCUUGCAGUGGUUUGCAGAACGAGUUGACCGGAUUAUUCUUCUCUUUGACGCUCAUAAACUUGACAUAUCUGAUGAGUUCUCAGAGGCAAUCAAAUCCUUUAGAGGUCAGGAUGACAAAAUCCGAGUGGUGCUCAACAAAGCGGAUCAGGUGGACACUCAGCAGCUGAUGAGAGUCUAUGGUGCCCUCAUGUGGUCAUUGGGAAAGGUGAUUAACACCCCUGAGGUGGUACGGGUUUACAUAGGCUCUUUCUGGGCUAAGCCUCUACAGAAUACAGAGAACCGGAAGCUCUUUGAAAUGGAAGCUCAGGAUUUAUUCCGGGAUAUCCAGAGCCUCCCACGGAAUGCUGCCUUGCGCAAACUAAAUGACCUUAUAAAAAGAGCCCGUCUUGCAAAGGUACAUGCUUACAUCAUCAGUCACCUGAAGAAAGAGAUGCCCGCAAUGUUUGGUAAAGAGGCCAAGAAGAAGGAACUAAUUAACAGAUUGCCAGAAAUCUUCCAGCAGAUACAGAGAGAACAACAGAUUUCUCCUGGGGACUUCCCUGAGGUCAAGAGAAUGCAGCAACAACUGGAGAUGUAUGACUUUUCCAAAUUCCAUGCUCUGAAACCUAAGCUGAUUGAGUCUGUGGACAACAUGCUGUCCAAUAAGAUUGCUCCGCUACUGAAUAUGAUACGAGAGGAAGAGAGCAGCAUGCCAACACAGAUGGUUCAAGGUGGUGCAUUUGAGGGCACCAUGGAAGGUCCCUUUGGCCAAGGCUAUGGGGAAGGUGCAGGUGAAGGUGCUGGGGAAGAAGAAUGGGUGGUGGCAAAAGACAAACCCAUUUAUGAUGAGCUGUUCUACACAUUGUCUCCAAUCAACGGGAAGAUUUCUGGCGUCAAUGCCAAGAAAGAAAUGGUGAACUCCAAACUGCCGAACAGUGUCCUAGGAAAAAUCUGGAAGCUGGCGGAUAAUGAUAAGGAUGGCAUGCUGGACGAAGAAGAAUUUGCCUUGGCAAAGCACCUUAUUAAGAUUAAGCUGGAGGGCUAUGAGUUGCCUAACGAGCUGCCAACUCACCUUUUACCGCCAUCUCAAAGGAAGCCUCUGCAGAACUCUGACUAAAGAGCUCCGCAGUGGGAAGUUUACCUCUUAUUAUCUCAUUGUUUGCAGCCGGAGAAUCCAGUUACAGAGAAAAGAGCCGCAGGGUAUUAAACCUAACUCAUACUUUUAAAACAUAGUCUUAACAUUUUAAUGUGUACAGGUUGAUGCACUAUUACAUCCUUCGGAAAUCUGUAAUGUGUCAAUGUACUGUAGGAUAUUAUAGUGUAAGAUGAGGAUUUAUUUAAUUCAACAGAUUUUGUUAGGGUUGUGUUUUUUUUUUUUUUUUUAAAUAUAUGGACAGUCUGGUCUGCGACUUCAAGAAGCUGCAAUUCUGGGCAUUAGGAAAUUGUACUCAAUAUGGGGAAUCUUGUAGAACAUACAAGCAGAAGUAAUGGGCACUCAUGUUUAAGGGAUUUAGCGAUGAUGACCACUUCCUUUCUACAGAGUGGCUUUACACAAUGUCUGUGGGUUUGUAUUAGGGCUGAGAGGGUGACCUUCCCCCCCCCCCCCCCCCCCUUCAUGUACUGUACCUCCCAAAGGGGAGAUUUUUUAAAUCUAGAGAAUGCAGGUGGAGAUGUUGCCAGUAGCAACCAGAUUCUAGUUAUCAUUUUAUAUACUGUACUAGAUAAAUGAUAGCUAGUAACGGAUUAGUUGCUAUGGGCAGCACCUCAGCUAAUCCUCUUUAGGUUUGAUAAAUCACCCCAAAAAAUGUUUUGUCCCCCCUUGUUAUUUUAGAUCAGUUUUUAUUGAGACUAUGCUUUAAAAGAAUACAUAGAUUUUAAGUAUGACGGCUGUUAGUGAGAAGCACGAGAGUAACUGGAAUAUCCUGACUUGAAAAUGGCACCAGGUUUAUAUGUUUUGCUUGUAUAUUUAAAUCUUACACAAUCUUACAGUGGACACAAUUAUUUGUAUGGUUAAGAUUGACAGUAUUUUUUGCUGGGAAACCUAAUGAUUAAAAUGCAUACAGAAAUUUGUUCCAUAUGCUUACCUAAAAUGCCUUACUCGAUCAAGCUUUUUUUUUAUUGUUUAACAAUUGUUCUUUGUUUAGCAUAUUGUGUGACAUUUCAACUAACCUAGCACCCUAAAUCACCAGAAUCUAAACUUUGAAAUCUGAACCAUGAUGGUGAAGUACAUUCAGUGUUCACUUCACUGUCCACUGCAUCUUCACUAGGAAUAGUGGACUGUCCUCCUACAUCUUUCGGACCAUAACAUAAUUGGAGCUGAUAAAAGGCGAAGAAGCAGAGAUUGCAAACAUUUAAGAUGCUAUGACAUCACUGGCCCCACCUCUCACUAUGCAUCCACCAAUCCAAACAGUGCAUCUCUACAAAGCAAAUGUGCCUAGUUGCUGUCAAUCUCUGUUUGUUUAGUCAGAGAAGCAUCUCCACUUUGUAAUAUGGUAACCUGCUGCAGAGACGUGAAAACACCUAGUGAUCAUGUUUAUAUUUGUAUAAACAAUUAAUGGAUAUUCAAAAUGUACAGAUGUGUAUUAAAGAGCUAUCCGAUGUACAGUAGGUUAUUAUUGGGGGAUGGGGGGGUUCCCUCUACAUAGCAAGUCAGGAACCUUCUUGAGCAUGCAUCUUAUAGUCCUUUUUCUUAGCUACCCUUCUACAAAGGAUUUGUUUUCAAAAUCUCUGAAGUUCACACAGUAUGGCUACUAGUCACAUGCAGGCAGUCAGAAUGCAAUGUGAAGACAGAGGGGGAAGGUUUUUACAGUAUACAGAUCAGACAGGUUUCCCAAAGCCUCACUUUUUAAGUACAUGUGUCUGUGGUUGCCAUAGUAUUCCAUGAAGUUCAUUAUUCAGACAAAAUAGCAUCCUGAAGAAACAAACCUAUGACAUUUUGUAAAUACCAAGAUUCUCCUUAGAGCAGUGGUUCCCAAACUGUGUGCCGUGGCUCCCUGGGGUGCCUCGGGACACUUGCAGGGGUGCCUUGAAUUGGUGGUUCAGGACCAAUUCAAAUUAUUUAUGGUCAAUAUAAUAGGCAAAACUAGUGCUGGUGGCUGCCAGUCAUAAAAUAUGGGGACAAACAGAAGCAAAUCUCGACCCUCACCACACAAUUGAGCCCAAGGAUGACAUAUAAACACAAUCCACUUAAUGUAAUAUUUAUUUCUAAAUUUCUCAAUAAGAAAUGUUUGUCCCAGGGGUGCCGUGAAAAGAAUUCUGAUACUCUAGGGCGCGGUAACUCAAAAAAGUUUGGGAACCACUGCCUUAGAGGCUGCCACCUUGAUUUUAUGCUCAAAUAGCGAUGAAGUGAAAAAAGCAAUUUCUAAGAAGAGCUUUACCUAGAUUAGUUGGAAUGUCUUAUGUACGCAAGUUCUUUUCAAAAGAAUUUUAAGCGUUUAGACAUUUGCAUUGUAUUAUUACUGAUUGUUAUAUUCUGAACAUUUCCUGACUUUGACACAAUACUCAUUAACCACAACUGAAUAAUGCUUUAUACUGCACAUAUAUCUUGUCCUGGUAUUCUGCAAAACUCCUAUUGUCAUUUUCUUGCUUUCCUUAUGAUAUGUGGAUUGCUAUGAUAGUGUAACUCCUUCAUGUAAAAAUGUGCUUACCGGAUGGUUGCAGAUUACAGCUGGAUAUGUGAAAAGAGAAAGGUUCAAUGUACUGUAUUCCAGCUGUCAAACUCCUUUAGCGAGCAAAUGACAUUAAGCACUGCCAAUAUGUCUGAUAGAAAUCAUUUAUCCAAAAGUAAGUAUCUCCUAUUGUAGAUUCUUAAACAUGCAUACAGUACAGGAUGGACACAUUGGACACAUGAGCUUAUUAAAGUGAACAUUAUUCAAUGUGAAUAUUAUGCUGAAAAUUAUGUUAUUAUAAAUGUUAUUCCACGGUAUCGGACUGUGUUUUGUUGUUUAGAGCUUGACGGACGCACUGUAUGAAGUUUUCUAUAAUCGUCUUUUCUGCUAGUUACAAUAAACAGAAAUUACCAAUCUCCUUAUAUCUUUAAGGACCAAAGCCCAUGUUUGUAGUUUGCUGUCAUGCACAUUAUAAAGUGAAGGCACAAUGGAGGUAACUUGUGAAGUGCAAAAUUAGCUUUGGAUGCAUAGGGGCUAUUCAAUUAGUGCUGUUUUCUCGACAAGUAGAAAAAACGUCACUUUCCCCCCAUUUGUAGGUGGAGUUCACAUUCGACCUAUUCAAAGCCCGUUCCACUUUUUCGACUUGUUGAAAAAUCCACCUGGGCGAAAGCCACGUGGAUUGGCGAAUUCGCAGCCGUUCCACGUGUUUUGUCAAAUUAGUGGGCAUUUUCUACAGUUUAUUGGUCCAUUUUCGCCCAUCGCUAUUCGUAAAAAAUAAAACUGAAAGGCAAGGUGAAAACGGAGCAAAAACCUGUCAAACGCCCACUAUUAAAUACCCAACGGUCGAAUUAGUGACUGUUUUCCGACUGUCUGGAAAACUCAGCACUAAUUUUAUUUCCCCAAAAUGCCAGUAUUUUAGAAGAAAAAUUAAAUAAGGUUUAUUUCUUUGAAAGGGUGGGUACAAAAGUAUUAGACUGUUUCAAAUUGCUUUUGCAUAGUAGUUCCUUUUGGCUUGCCACACUUCCAGCUUUUGGUGUGAUGUCCGUGAAGUGGAUGGUAGGUCUGAGCCUUGAUGUGCAGGUGGUGGACCAACGCAUUUCGCUGUACAAAUCAGAUGUUCUCCAUAACAGACCUCCAGGGUGCCUCACAGGUGUCUCUGGUUCCUGUUAGAUUUAUAAAGCUGAAUUGUCCAGGACAGACAAAAUAACAUGCUUUUAUUUUUAUUGUAAAUUUAAAUGAAAUGAAUAUAACUCCCUAAUGAUACAACGUUUUCUAUUUAAAAUGGCAUGGCUUGAGAAUUGUAUUGUCUACCAUUUGGAGGUUAAGAGGAAAAUACAAAAGAUGGUAUACACUCCAUUUUAGAACAAUACAGAAUCAUUCAAGUUUCAUUCUCCAUAAUCCAAAUAAUUGUGUUUUUCAUGCAGUGUUCACCAUAUGGAACUAACCAGUGAAUUUGCUAUUGUACACUUACUUGUGCUAUAAACUUCAAAGUAAUAUAAAUAAUGUAGAUUUAUUUUUUAACUUGAGUCUUUUAAGUCUGACCUGCAAUAUUAUUUACCAAAUAAAACUUAAAUAUUUAC